AUGUCUAAAAGUAAAAAUCCAUUAACUAACUACUUCAAGAAAGUAUCAAAUACUUAUAAUAUUGACGAAGUUCAUGAACCAACACUUCAAUCAUGUUCAACUGAAGAAACAGAUAUUCUUCGAACAAAACGAUUUAAACCAAAUGAAUCGACGAAUUCCACUACAUUGGUCACCAACAAUACCACUGCUGCUUCAAUUAGUAGCUCUGCAACAGCAGAAUCUACCAUGUCAUUGUCUUCGAAUGAACGAGACCCAUGUCAUGGUCCUGCAAAAGCAAAAGAAUACAUACUGUUAGGCCCAUUUCAACCACAAACACAGUUUCUCAUGGUCAAUGGUCGUCGUUUUCGUCGUGGAUGGUAUAAUAUUUAUCCAUGGUUAGAAUAUAGUUUAGAAUUGGAUCGUGCAUUCUGUUUUUCAUGCCGCUUACGUGGAGAACAUAAAUUUGAUGCAGGAUUUACAAUUAAUGGUUUUUAUAUAUGGAAAAAUGGAACAUUAAGGUUAAAUGAAUAUCAAGCAACAUAUAGUCAUAAAGAAUCGUUUGAAAGAUGGAAAACAACUGUACAAAAUCACAAUAACAAUACAGAUGUAUUAAAAUUAUUAGAUCAACAGAAUUCUAAACAAGCAACUGAAAAUCGAGCGUAUUUGAAAGAAUUAAUUCGAACAGCUCAUUUUCUAGCGCGACAAGGUGUCAGUUUUCGUGGUCAUCGUGAAAAUGUGGACUCCAAAAACAGAGGCAAUUUCUUAGAAAUUUUGGAACUAAGAAGUAGUGAUAAUGAACUAAUAAGAAGAAAAAAAGAAGAAAUCAAUUUUACAGAUUACAAAAUUCAAAACGAGCUGAUUCUACUGAUGAAUAAGCAAGUAUUAAAUCGUAUUAUACAAGAAAUUCAGAAAGCAAAAUAUUUUUCUGUCAAGAUUGAUGAAACAACUGAUAUAUCGAAACAAGAGCAAGUAUCCUUAGUGAUAAGAUAUACCGAUGAAAAUUUUAAUAUUCAUGAACGAUUCAUGGGUUUUGAGAGAACGAAGGAAAUGACAGGUGAAGCAUUAUUCAAUUUAUUAUUAGAGUGGCUUAAAAAAUUAAAUUUGGAAGUUAAAAAUAUUGUUGGUCAGUCAUAUGACGGUGCUUCUGCAAUGCGAGAUGAAUAUAAAGGUGUAGCAGCACAUCUGAAACAAGUGGCACCAUGUCGUAAGAAGGAAAACGAAUAA
Rotaria sp. Silwood1 is the source of this 1203-nucleotide messenger RNA. The record is from the annotation of a GenBank genome assembly. NCBI's taxonomy places the organism in Eukaryota, Metazoa, Rotifera, Eurotatoria, Philodinida, Philodinidae.